CGGCCGGCCGCCCGCCUUCCUCCGCCAUGUGCUCUUCGCUGCCGAGCCCGGGCAGCUGCCUGUCUCUGCGCGUGUCCUUCGUGGAGCUCCACGCGGAGGCUCCGCUGGUGCGGCUGUGGGGCCUCCGCGGCGAGCGGCGCGAGGAGUACCUUCGGCUGGCCGAGGAGGUGCAGGCGCGGGCGGGGCCUCGGCUGGCGGCGCUGCCGGGCGCGGGGCCCCUGGCGGCGGGCGAGCUGUGCCUGGCGGAGGCGGGCGGGCGCUGGCGGCGCUGCCGGGUGCUGGGCCUCCUCCGCGCCGGCCCCGCGCCCGCCUACCGCGUCUUCCUGCUGGACGAGGGCCGCACGCUCAGCGCCGGCGCCCAGGCCCUGGCGCGCGGCCCCGCCGAGCUCUUCCAGCUGCCCUCCGAGGUGCUGGGCUGCGUCCUGGCCGACCUGGCGCCGCCCCAGCGCCGCAGCUGGCCGCCGGCCGCCGCCCAGUUCCUGGGCCGCCUGCAGGGCCAGGAGGUGUCGGGCCUGGUGAGGGACGUGCUGGUGGCGCAGCACCUGGUGGUGCUGGAGCUGCCCUGGCUGCUGGCCCAGAUGCGCCACCUGGGGCUGGCCGGCCACGUCUCCCCCAGCACCUUCGCCGGCCUCCUCGCCACCUCCCUCGGGGCCCCCAGCAGCGCCCCACCCCAGGCGCCCGGGGGCCCUGCCGCUCCCCGCACCCAGGAUGGCCCCACAGCCCUGGACUACUUCUACCCGCAGCUGCAGAUGAGAGUGACGGAGCCCAUGCUGGUGACCCAGGUAUCCGACCCCUGCAGGAUAUAUUGUCAACUGCGCAGCCUCUCCAGAGAGAUCCAGCUGCUCUCGGACGCCAUGCGCCAGGCUUUCGAGGCCUCCGCUGGGAAAGACUUGCAGGAACCCCUGCCGGCCCCAGGAUCCCCUUGCGCCGCGCGGGGCAUCGAUGGCUGCUGGUACCGGGCCCUGCUGCUGAAAGUAGAUCCUCUGGGUGGCCCGGAGGAGCCGCUUGGAGAGGUGGCGCAGGUGAUCUAUGUGGAUUAUGGGAGGAAGGAAUUUGUGACAAAGCAAAACCUGCGCAAUUUGCCUGCUGAGUGUUUCCGAAUGCCGGUGGUGACCUAUCCUUGUUCAUUGCAAGGUAUUACCGAUGGAGGCUGUGGCUGGACCCGCUCUCAGAUAAGUCAGCUUAAAACAUUGCUGUUGAGCAAGGUGGUGCAAGCCCACAUUGAAGCCUACUGUCCCUUUGAGCACCUCUACUAUGUUACUCUCUAUGGAGAAGAUGGCCUGAACCUUAACUGCCUCUAUGGGGUCCAGGCCCAUUGUCUGGAGCAGAGCCUCCUUCACAGCAGUCAAGAGCAUUCCUCUGACUCAAUGGCUGAACUAAAGAAGGUAGGUGCCACAGCCAAGGAAGAACGUGCCUCUCUGUUGGGAGUUCAGUCCAUGCUUGCCGCUGACCCACUUCCUGUUGUGCGUUUGAAGGCUGGUGAGUACCACAGUGCUCAAGUGUCCUUCCUCCAGGAUCCCACAGACUUCUGGGUGCACCUGCAGGAGCAUUGCCAACCCCUCCGUUGCCUCAUACAGAACUUAAGUGACUUCUAUUCUCAGAGUAAAAAACUAGAGGGUAUUCUGCUUCAGCCCAAACCAGGAUCCCUGUGCUGUGUCGCAUUGAAGGAGAACUGCUAUCACCGUGCUGUUGUCACCAAGGUGCUGGGAAAAGGAAUUGAAGUUUAUCUGGUCGACAGAGGAAACACUGAAAUUAUUGACUUGCAUAAGGUGAAGGAAUUGCUUCCCCAGUUCAGAGAACUUCCUGCUGCAGCACUCAGAUGUGCAUUGGCUAAUCCUUUCCCACCAGGGCAGUCAUGGAGCCCAGAUGCUGUAGACUAUUUCAGGAAAGCCGUGCUAAACAAGGAGCUGGUAAUCAAGGUCUUAGGCAUGCAAGGGGACAUUUACAUAGUGGAAGUUUUUGAUCAUUCACUAGCAGGAGAAAAAAACUUGGGCAAAAUCAUGUCUCAACAGAAGUAUGCUGAGCAUCAUAAGGGUGAGGAAUUAGAGACUCUCCAGAAAGUGACCAAGGAGCCAUUGAGGAGCACGUCUGGAAUAGAGGGCAUAGGGCAGAAGCCUGUGAGAAAAUUUUUCCCCAAAGAUGAAAAUGAACCCUCGCCACAACGUCACAGUUCAGCCCCUUAUCCUACUGAAACUUUGAUCGUCAGGCAGCAGCCCAGUGAAGGUAGUUGCUAUUUGUCAUGGAAAGCAUUUGCAAAAGAGGAUUCUAGCAUUGCCCCAACCCCUUCACUCUAUGUUAUGCAAAACUACUCUGAAAUAAAGCCAGGGUUUUCUAGUGAAGGGCAUCUGGAAGUUGGAAAUACAGUAGAUGUGGUAGUAUCCUAUACAGAAAGUCCUAGUCUCUUCUGGUGUCAGCUAGCUAAAAGUUCCCAAGACCUGAGAGCACUUAUGGCUAAAAUUCAAGAUUAUUGUAUGCAUUCAGCACAACCCCGUGAAUGGCCAAAUUAUGUAUGUUUGGCUAAGUAUUCUGAGGAUGAGAAGUGGUACAGAGCUCUUAUUACUAGUAAAGUAUGUUGUGCUGAAGAGGUGGAAGUUGCAUAUGUUGACUAUGGGAACAAAGAGCAUGUUUCACUAAAGAAUGUCCGUGCAACUAAGACAGAGUUUCUGACGUUGAAAGCUCAAGCUUUCAGAUGUAGCCUUUACAACUUAAUUCAGCCAAAUGGUCAGGAUCCGUUUGUGUGGGAUGAAAAAGCCACUGAAGCUUUUCAUGAAUUUGUGGAGUCAGCAAGCACAUUAGAACUGAAAUGUACCAUAUUUGCUUUUGCAGCAUUAAACAAUACAGAUUUCAUCAAUAUUGUGGACUUGAUUACCCCUUUUGAAAGUGUGUGCCAUUUUUUAACAAAGAAGGGUCUAGCCAGAUGUGUGCAGCCUCAAAAACCUCUAAUAUCUUCUGUUCAUCUUCUGUCAUACUAUUAUUCUACACAUGACAUUAAAAUAGGAAGUGAAGAGGUGGUUUAUAUCACACAUGUUAAUGAUCCCUGUCACUUUUACUGCCAACUUGCUAGAAAUGCAAAUGUUAUUGGGCAGUUAACUACUAGUAUUGCUAAACUCAGCAAAAUGCAGUACAAUUUGGAAACAUCACAGGGCCCUGGAAAUGUGUAUCUUGCAAAGUAUAUGGAUGGCUGCUGGUACAGGGCAGUAGUAACUUCAGCAAAAGAUACCAAAGAAGUUUUCUUUGUGGAUUUUGGGAAUAGGCAGUUGCUAAAGAAUGGAGACUUGGUCCUAGUACCAAAUGAUGCUUAUGAGUUACUGCUUUUGCCAAUGCAAGCCAUAAAAUGCUCUCUAUCUGAUGUUGUUGAUGUUCCAAAAGAAGUUUCUGCAUGGUUUGAAAAAGCAGUACUAGAUAAGCCCUUAAAGGCUUUAAUUGUAGCAAAAGAACCUGAUGGAAAACUGAUCAUUGAACUCUAUGAUGGUAAGAUGCAGAUCAAUGCAAAACUGAAAGAGAGUUUGCAGUACAGCAGAGGGACGGCCAAAUAUACAAAAAAUGGAGCUUCAGCAUCCAGAUAUCUGCUCACCAGGGAACAAAACACUGAAAAAAGGCUAUCUUUGACAGAAAUGGAUAAACCAACUUUUGAGGACAAGAGGUGGAACAAUGAAAAUUUGGACAUAGUAGGCAGUAGCAAACACACUGUUGUAUGUAGAGAAGUAAGACAAUUUCAGCAGAAAACAAAAAGAGAGGUGACAAUUAAGCUUCCUGGACCAGUGGAAAAAAAUAAUGGAAAUGAUCCUGUAACAGGUAGGAGUCAUAGAGAUUCCAUGCUAAGAAGAGAAACUCCCCCUGAUAACUUGAAAAGCAGAAAUCAAUCUGAAACUAAUACACACUUUUCACUUAAAAAUAUUUGUGCUUUACCUCAAAAAAUCAUAAGCCUUGGUCUUAAAACUUUGGUGUAUGUUUCUCAUAUAAAUAAUCCAUCCGACUUCUAUGUUCACCUAGUAGAAGAUGAGCCCUUGCUUGACAGCAUUUCAGAGAAACUAAAUAAAUCUGAAAAUAUUGAGAGCCUGAAUGGGCAACAGCUUCACAUAGGAGACAUAAUGUGUGCAUUGUUUUCAGAAGAUGGCUUAUGGUAUCGAGCUGCAGUCAUUGAAAAACCCUCUGGUAAACUGGUGAGGGUGCAGUAUAUUGAUUAUGGCAAUACCGCACUGGUUAGCAUCUGCAAAACAGGUAGACUCCUUGAAGACUGUUCAUCAGUCCCAGUGAUGAGCAUUCAUUGUUCAUUGUAUGGAGUUAAGACCACAGAGCUUUCAGAAUGGACACAGGAAGCAGUGCUGUAUUUCUCCCAAAGGACAAGUGAUACUCAGCUAAAUGGCGAAUUUGUGGAGAAAACUGAAAGCAAAUGGAACAUUCAUCUCUGUGACAAAGAUGGUAAUAUAGCAGUGGAUUUGGUUGAUAAUUACCUUGAGUACAAACAACCUCCUUUGGGGGAAACAUCUGACAAAAUGGAGAGUGACACUGAUCUGAUAAACCUGUGUGAAGUUGCUGUUCCUGAUAAGUAUAUCAAACCUUUCAAUAUGUCAAACACCAAAUCCUUCCUCUGGAAGAUUCCUAAGGUGGGUCAAACUUUGAAAACCUUUUUGAUAGUUGCAAAGCACCCAGGAUAUUUUUGGUGCCAGUUUGCUGACUCAGAUGAUAUUGGUUUAAUUGAAACAAAGCUUCAGGAAGCUGGAGAGCUUAUGGGCAUAGAUGUUGAGGAUAUAAAAAGUGGCUGUCCCUGUCUAGCAAAGAAUAGUGAAGAUAAUACCUUUCACCGGGCAGUUAUUAGCAGUGUAGAGGGGGAAACCUUGAGUCUCAUUCAUAUUGACCAUGGAACCGAGGAACUUACCAGUGCAGAGAUGAUCAGGCAAAUUCCUGAUGACCUGCUGGUAAUACCACCUCAAGCAUUUCUUUGUUGUUUGUUUGGCUUUAACUCUGCAGAAGGUUUGUGGGCUGAAGGAAUAAAUAAGAUCUUCUGUGAUGUCACGGCAGACUCUCUAUUAGACACUACCAUCAUGAAAAAACAAAAUGAUGACCCUUUUGAAAUCCCCUUAUUUGUUGUUCAAUUGGAAUGUCAAAAAAUCAGCAUCAAUGAACAAAUGAAACCCUUUUGGAAGCCUCUUGUUGAAGACUGUGCCUUAACUUUGACAAAUAGUAUUCACAAACCUGAAGAACAGAUUAAAGAUGUAGGGACAGAUAGUUCAAAGGUGGUUAUAAAUGAAACCAAAGUAUCUGCCUGUACACUAAUGCCUUCAGAAGAUCUGUUACAUUGUUCAGAGGCAUUCCAACCGGCAGAUAAGUGUUUAGUUGCUACAGGGAGUGGUAAUUCAUUUGGAGCAUUUUCCCCAACUUCUUCACCCAAAUCUCAAACCAAGCACCACCAAACCACUUCUGAAGUACUUGACAUUGGAGACCAACACACUGUGUCUGGAACAUUUAAAAAGGGAACUGACUAUUCUGCAUUUGCAAAAGAAAGUGAUAUACCAGAUUUUGCAGAUGUUACUGAAACACAGCUUCCUAAUGGUGGUGAAUCUAAGAUGUUAGAACUAGAUUUGUUUGAAACUCUGAAAGAGACUGAAGGCCAAGCGGAAAUGUUAACACUGGAUACACGUGAAGUACGUUUAGCUGUGGAUGAAACACUGAGUGUGUCAGAUUUGGUGCCUAUUGAGGUGGUGACUUUAUCAGAUACAAAUCAGCUGCCUUUUCAACUGAAGGUGCACCCAUUUGGAGACACACUGGAUCUGGAGACAGUUGAAGUGAGCCCUCCCCUGUGUGAGGAAACACGAGAGAGAGCCGAAUUGGACUUGCUUGACAUGACACAUGCAGAAGGGGAGUUAGAACAGUGCUCUUCACUAAAGGAUAAAAGUGACUGUUUACUGCCGGAACCUGUUACACCUGAAGUGUAUCUUUUACAAGCUGGUGAAAUCAGGGAGGAUAUGUUGUUGGAGCUGCCUGCGGAUAAUGAAAUCCAGUUACCAUUUUCAGAAACUGGAUUCAAACUGCAAGACUUCUUUUGCCGUGAGGACAUUGUGGAGGUGUGUGAAACAGGACAAGAAAGUGAAGGUUACCGUUGUCUAGCAAGGCAAACUCUGCUGAAGAACCACAGUGAAACACAGAGGAGCCAUGAUGCGGGUGAAAGAUUUAAAGAGAGCAAUUUGGUUGGAGAGGAUUUUUUGAGAAGCACACUGCUAGAUGAAGAAGCAGUUGACAUUCCAAGUCACAGUACAGAAAAAAAUGAAACUACUUGCAACUUAAAUGGCUUUGAUAUUGGUUCCAAAUGCAUGGUGUGGUCUGGCAUUCAUUGGUACAAGGCUCAGAUUUUAGGCGUAUCUGCUGAAGGUACAAAGGUUUUGAAUCUUUCAAGUGGAAAUGAAGAGGUAGUAAGUCCUAUCAAUGUUUGGAAUCGGAUUCCUGAACAGGAUGCAAGUCCAACUGAGAUAUUAGACAACAAAAGGGAUACUGUGUAUUCAACUGUCAAGCCACCUGUUGGCACAGAAGAUUCACAGGGCCUCCCAAACACCCCAGAGGUGUGGGAUGUGAAGCAUGGCUUUGCCCCUCACGAACCUAUUAAGAGUUCUUUGAGAGUGUCAACAAGAACAUAGAGACGAUCCAGUUGACACAGCAUACCUGGAAUGUCUAAAAGCUUUUGAGAAAAUACCUUACCCAAAGACACCUGAGGAAGCUUAUGGUUGGCAGCUGUCUGUCUCGAGAGACAAUGCAGUGCACCUCCCGGGGCUGAAAAAAGAGAAGAGAAGCAAAGCAUAAACUUUGGAGCAGCAGCCUGCCUCGGCAUGGCACUCAUUUUCCUGGAGCAGAGGAGAAGAUCCCUGGAUGAGUUGCCCCAUUAUAAAGGGACCACAGUGAUAUAUCCCAUCCAAGGAGCCCCUCCUCUGUUGCAGGAAAAUAGAAUGUGGGAUUCAGCAUGAUAAAUUAAUUUUCUGCAGGGGGUGGGGAGGAUUUGGUUUGCUCGCCCAGCAAUUGGAGUGGGGAGAAGUGCUGUUGUCAGAACUGUGAAGCAGUUGGUCUACGUCUCCCCUGUUCUUUUGUUUCUUUGCUUUCAUCUCUGCUCAGUCUUGAUUGUUGCCUUGUCAUUCUCGGGUACUAUUCUGUUAGCUGUGGAACUUGUGAACGAGAGUUCUCUCCCACUCUCAAUUUUGCUGGAGUUUCAGAUCAGUAGAAUUAAAUUUAUUGGAACUGGUCAUAUGAAUAAAGUUCCUCAUGAUUUGAAUGACAACUGAUAUCAGAAAAAUUGUCUCU
This is a messenger RNA of Podarcis muralis (Common wall lizard), 7287 nucleotides long. RefSeq names its product tudor domain containing 6 (gene TDRD6). The record is from RefSeq and is a predicted model, not a curated record. NCBI's taxonomy places the organism in Eukaryota, Metazoa, Chordata, Lepidosauria, Squamata, Lacertidae.